ACAAGUUGGUGUCUUAGACUUGUAUUAAAGCCCCGAUAGUUGUUCCAACAAAAUUCAUAUUUUCUUCUGUGGUAACACAUUGGUUGCUAUUCAUUUCAGCAUUUGCACAAAGCAAGACUUUUGAAUCAUAUUGUUCGGGGUUGAAAUCGUUUUCGAGGAAGGACAAAAAUGGCGUCUCUAGCUGUGGGGUCUCUUUGCAAGCCAACUUCGCUUUUGGUUUCUGGAGUCGUGAAGUCCUCAUCUUCCAUUGCCACAGGAACACAAGCUUCAAAGUUUCCUCGGAUGUCGAAUUUUGACGCAAACGAGUCCUUGACAUUUCAACGAAGGAAUUCUAAUAAUCACACGGAUCAGAGCUUCUAUGAGCGAUUCACGCCUCUCCAAACGAACAAACAAAAGUUUGAACUCAAUGCAGCAUCCGCUAACAAUCAUCAGUUUGAUGCAACUCAUGAUUUGCUAAAUCCCAUGGAAAAAACUAUCCGUUUCGUGGAUGCUUUGUAUAGAUUUAUACGACCGUAUGCAGCAGUUGGAACGGUCUUAAGUGUUGGGGCCAUGUCACUUCUUACUGUCCAGAAAUUGUCAGAUUUCACCCCAUUGUUCUUCCUAAAAAUGAUGCAGGCUCUUGUUGGAGGCAUGUUUAUGCAAAUGUAUGUCUGUGGAUUCAACCAAAUAUGCGAUAUAGAACUCGACAAGGUUAACAAGCCAUCUCUCCCAUUAGCUGCAGGGGAACUAUCUAUGACAACUGCUAUCACAGUGUCUGCAUUAUCAGCAGUCAUGAGUUUUGCGACUGCAUGGCUUGUUGGUUCUCCCGCGUUGUUUUGGGGUUUCGUCGGGUGGUUCGUGGUUGGGACUGCAUAUUCGGCCAAUGUGCUCCCCUAUUUGAGAUGGAAGAGGUUUCCUUUCACAGCAGCUUUUUACAUGCUAUGUGCUAGAGCACUGAUUGUUCCUAUUGGAUAUUACAUGCAUAUGCAGACUUCUAUCAAUGGAGGAGCAAGUCUACUUUCAAGGCCAAUAUUAUUUGCAGUAGGAAUGCUUAGUGCCUUCUCAGUCUCAACAAUAUUCUUCAAGGACAUCCCGGAUAUUGAGGGAGACCGAAUGCAUGGAAUUAAGUCCCUGGCUAUAAAAUUGGGCGAAAAACGGAUGUACUGGAUAUGCAUUUGGAUUCUUGAAAUUGCUUAUGUUGCUGCUGCUUUGGUGGGUGCAACUUCACCCAUCGCUUGGAGCAAAUAUGUAACGGUUAUUAGUCAUCUCGCGAUGGGAGCGCUGCUUUGGAUACGUGCCAAAUCAGUAGAUUUGAAAAACAUGGAAGCCGUUCAAUCCAUGUAUAUGUUUCUUUGGCAGCUCUUCUAUGCUGAAUAUGGCCUUAUCUCACUUGUUCGAUGAGCUACCAGUCUUCUAAUGAAGAACAUAUCCCCUCGCCAUCCAAUAAAGUAAAUCUUCACGACGACCUAGCUAUGAAAUUCCCGAUCCAUCCUUCAAGAUAUAACAUCACCCUAUGUAACAUCUCGAUUUUUUAUGUAAAAUAUAUGGAAUAAUUUAAUUCAUAUUAUAAUAAUCUUUUAUUCACGACGUA
This is a messenger RNA of Helianthus annuus (common sunflower), 1570 nucleotides long. Its product is annotated as homogentisate phytyltransferase 1, chloroplastic. Gene Ontology annotation, cellular component: membrane. Gene Ontology annotation, molecular function: prenyltransferase activity. Bases 169 to 1380 code for a protein of 403 amino acids. The record is from RefSeq and is a predicted model, not a curated record. The transcript has 13 exons. Lineage: Eukaryota; Viridiplantae; Streptophyta; Magnoliopsida; Asterales; Asteraceae.